Molecule: messenger RNA, 3645 nt
Organism: Mirounga angustirostris (Northern elephant seal)
Lineage: Eukaryota; Metazoa; Chordata; Mammalia; Carnivora; Phocidae
Product: inhibitor of carbonic anhydrase-like
Exons: 13
Coding region: 711-2456 (581 amino acids)
Biological process (GO): iron ion transport; antibacterial humoral response
Cellular component (GO): extracellular region; plasma membrane; early endosome
Source: RefSeq, a predicted model, not a curated record
CCUGACCUUAGUCUUCAGCAGAGGGUUGCAGGGAACUGUGUCUUUUGGACUGGGGAGGGGGGGGCCUUCCGGGAGGGACCUGGAGUGGGCAGCGGAGAUGCCUUCGAAGAAGAGUCUGAGGAUCCCCGAAAAUUGUGUUCAAAACAUCGUGUGUACGUGUGCACAUGCUCUCCUGAGGGAAGAGUCCCUAGGUUUCAUCCUGUGGACUGCCCCCCCUUCCCCUGAAGUCUGUGUUUUCCAAACAUCUAAGAGCUGCUUGGCUGGAUGAGGGCCCACGGGUCAGUCAACUUACGUUCCAGUAACUAACCUGGGAGCCCGGCGGAUCACUUGCCUCCAGCCUAUUUCUCUGAGAAGGCGGUCAGUCCAGCGGGCUCCGAGGUUGCUUCCGCUCGCACCUCCCGCUGGCCGACCCCUAUCCCGCGAGCAGAGAGGUGCAGCCUCGCAGCUCCGGGAGCUGGGCAGAGUGGGUGGCCGCGGGUCGGCGGGAGCGUGGCUCGCAGCUUGUCGUCCUCCAACCCUGUGGAGGGCCGGGGUGCCGGCGAGCGGCCCCUGGGAGGGGUCGGGGGUGUAGCGAGGGUGAUCUGCCCAAAAGGCUAACCCUUCGGAGUAGGCGGAUCCGCGCCCCCUCCCCCCAAACCCACACCCCCGGGCACGUAAAGCCUGCUCAGGCGCCCGGAGCCGCGACUCAGUGUCGCGUACCGCAGCGGACUAUGAGGCUCGCCAUCUGCGCCCUGCUGUGUGCAGGGACCCUGGGGCUGUGUUUGGCUGUCCCUGGGAAAACUGUGAGGUGGUGCGCCAUCUCAGAUCAUGAGGCCAGUAAGUGCUCCAGUUUCAGUGACAAUAUGAAAAGAGUCCUUCCAGCGGAUGGUCCUCACGUCACCUGUGUGAAGAGAACCUCUCAACUCGAAUGUAUCAAGGCCAUUAUGGCAAACGAAGCAGAUGCCGUGACCCUCGAAGCAGGUUUUGUGCUUGAAGCGAGCCUGCCCCCCUUCAACCUGAAGCCUGUCGUGGCAGAAUUCCAUGGGUCAAAAAUUGAUCCACACACCUCCCAUUAUGCUGUGGCCGUGGUGGAGAAGGGCAGCGACUUCCAGCUGAAACAGCUCCAAGGCAAGAGGUCCUGCCACACGGGCCUAGGAUGGUCGGCUGGGUGGUACAUCCCCAUCCAGACACUUUUUCCUUCUGACUCUGUUAAAGAAGCAGCCACAGCAGAAAUGGCCCAGUUCUUCUCCGGCAGCUGUGUACCCUGUGCCAACAGGGAGGUGUUCCCCAAGCUGUGUCAACUGUGUGCAGGGAAAGGGACAAACAAGUGUGCCUGCUCCUUCCAGGAACCAUACUUCGGCUACACAGGCGCCUUCAAGUGUCUGCAGGAUGGUGUAGGGGAUGUGGCCUUCGUGAGGCAUAUGACAGUGUUUGAGAACCUGGCAAACAGGACUGACCGUGACCGGUAUGAGUUGCUCUGCCCGGACAACAGCCGGAUGCCUGUGGAUAAAUACAGGGAGUGCAACCUGGGCCUUUUCCCUUCUCAUGCCGUCGUGGCUCGAAACGUGGGGGGCAAAGAUGACUUGAUCUGGGAGGUUCUCAACCAGGCCCAGGAACAUUUUGGAAAAGACAAGUCGACAGAAUUCCAGCUCUUUGCCUCUCCUCAUGGGAAGGACUUGCUGUUUACAGAUGAUACCGAUGGGUUUUUAAGAGUUCCUCCUAAGAUGGACGCCAAGCUAUACGUGGGAUACGAAUAUUUUGCUGCCUUUCAGCAUCAGAGGAUAGGUGUGGAAGACACCCAGAGGGUGCUGUGGUGUGCAGUGGGCCACCAUGAGAGGGUCAAGUGUGAUGAGUGGAGUGUCCUAAGCGGUGGUGCCUUACAGUGCACCAUAGAGGAGACCACUGAGGACUGCAUCGCCACCAUCGCAAAAGGAGAGGCUGAUGCCAUGACUUUGGAUGGAGGCUUCAUCUACACAGCGGGCCAGUGCGGUCUGGUGCCUGUCCUGGCGGAGAACUACAUGCCUAAGGAUGGGUCUACGUGUGUAAAUACACCUGUGGUAGGUCAUUAUGUCGUGGCAGUGGUUAAGAAAUCAGAUCCCUACGUCACUUGGGGCUCUCUGCAAGGCAGGAGGUCCUGCCACCCCGCAGUUGGUACUUCUGCAGGCUGGAUCAUCCCCAUGGGUUUGAUAUACAACAAAACCGGGUCCUGUAAAUUUGAUGAAUUCUUCAGUCAAAGCUGUGCCCCUGGGUCUGACCCAGAUUCCAGUCUCUGCGCUCUGUGCAGUGGUGGCAGCAGCCCAGCCCACACCUGUGCCCCCAACCACCACGAGAGAUACUAUGGCUUCAGCGGGGCAUUCAGGCGAGUAGUGUCUGUGCACCACCUUUCUCUUGGGCACCAACCCAGCGAACCUCUUGUCCUUUCAUCUUUUCCAUCACCCCAGGAUCUGGCUGCUACAGUUAGGAGGAGCCAGAAUUAGAAAACAGAACGGCAAAUUCCCACUGGCUCUAAGGACUCAAGCCCAGCUCCUUUCUGGAGCGCUUUUCUGCAGACCCAGCUGACUUAGGGCACCUGAGGAGAGGCAAGAAUGAGGGGUGCAGGAUCACAACCCUGGGUCUACUUUUGUUCUUUUCUUCUGUGUGAUUGUGGACAAGUCACGGAAUCUUUCAGAGCGCCAGUUUAAAAUCAGAGGACGGGUACUGGACAUGUGCUUCUUACACCUGGCUGAUGAGUACAUUUUAAAAAUAGAUAUUCCUGGGCUGCUCCAGCCCUUCAAGAAACCUUUAUUGAGCACCUACUAUGUGGCAGGCACUGGUCUAGGUAGAGGGGUUAUAGCAGCAAUAAGAAACAGGUAGCUCCCCUGUCGCCUGUGUCUUAUCUCAGGGGGAGAGUAGGACAAUAAACAUAUAAAUAAGGGUCAAUCACUUCCUGACUGUGCUGAGUGCGGCAAAGGAACAAGGAGGGUGCUGUGGUAGUGACCUGGGUAGACCAAACGAGAGUCAAGAAUUUUUAAAUAAAAUUAUACAAGGGGAAUUUUGUCUUCCUAGAUAUAAAAAUCACAUUUAAUACUAUAUAAUACUGUAAGACUAUGAUCAGUACAGCCUGGUUUGUGUCGAAGAAUGACAAAUCAGUGGAAGAGAAUAGACUUCAAAGACUUAUACAUGGACACAUUAUAUUUGGCGUAUAACAAAGAUAACAUUUCAAACUGGGGAAAGAUGAACUUGAAAGAUCAAAUAAAUGAGUGUGGCGAACUGGCCCCUGGAUCUGGUGGGAGCAGAUUCAAUAGUGAGUCAGUCCCAUAAGCUGAUUGGCAGGGGUCGGUGAGGGUGGGGUGAAGGGGUGCUGAUCACAGGUGCAGUGAUUCCUUUUAGGUGUUUGGAUGAGUUGGGGAGGGAGGCCCAUUGCUAAGGGCAGUGUGGGAUCGAGACAGGGAUUAUUGCUUUUCAAAAAAGGAAAGAAGUAUGAAUGCUGAUGAAAAGAGCCCAGUGAAUGGAGAAAGACUCCAAUUGCAUAAGGGAGAGAGGAUAACUAUCAGAAGGUGCCUGAGGGGAUGGGAUGCAGGACACCUGGGGAGGACACUGUUGUAGAGAGGGAGACCUUCACUCCUUUGUGCCUGGAGGGCAGGAAAAGAGCCCUGGAGACUUAGGCUGACAGCUUUGGCAGAGGGA